Molecule: messenger RNA, 912 nt
Organism: Mizuhopecten yessoensis (Yesso scallop)
Lineage: Eukaryota; Metazoa; Mollusca; Bivalvia; Pectinida; Pectinidae
Product: circumsporozoite protein-like
Exons: 2
Coding region: 1-912 (303 amino acids)
Source: RefSeq, a predicted model, not a curated record
AUGCAUAUCAACGACCUUAACCUCAACCCCAAUCUCAACCCCAAUCCCAAUACCAACCCAAACACCUCAUACCAACCUCAACCUAAAUCAAAUACCCACCCCAACCCAAAUACCAACACCAACACCAAUACCAAUAUCAACCCCAACCCAAGCCGCAAUACCAAACCCAACCCCAUUCACAACACCAACCCCAACCCCAAUACCAAUCCCAACCCCAUUCAUAAUACCAAUACCAAUCCCAAUCUCAAUCCCAACCCCAGCCCCAUUGCUAACCCCAUCCACAAUACCAAACCCAACCCCAUUCACAGUACCAACCCCAACCCCAAUACCAAUCCAAACCCCAUUCAUAAUACCAAUACCAAUCCCAAUACCAAUUCCAACCCCAGCCCCAAUACCAACCCCAUUCACAAUACCAAAUCCAACCCCAUUCACAAUACCAACCCCAACCCCAAUACCGAUUCCAACCCCAUUCAUAAUACCAAUACCAAUCCCAAUGCCAAUCCCAACCCCAGUCCCAAUACCAACCCCAUUCACAAUACCAAUCCCAACCCCAAUACCAAUCCCAACCCCAUUCAUAAUACCAAUACCAAUCCCAAUACCAAUCCCAACCCCAGCCCCAAUACCAACCCCAUUCACAAUACCAAUCCCAACCCCAGCCACAAUACCAACCCCAUUCACAAUACCAAUCCCAACCCAAGCCCCAAUACCAACCCCAUUCUUAAUACCAAUCUCAACCCCAACCCUAUUCACAAAACCAAUCCCAACUCCAGCCCCAAUACCGAUCCCAACCUAAAUCCAUAUACAAACACCAACCCUAAUACUGACCCCUUAACACCAUACCCAAUACCAAUAUCAAUAAAAGAACCAAUACCGACCCUUAUCCAAAUCACAACCCUAACCCCUCAAUACUAA